CGCUCCGAUUGACUGUGAGACAACCCAAUCGAUAUUUACACCCACUGCUAUCUUUCCUACCCAGCCUUAAUCUUCUCAACAUGCGGUUCGGUACGAAACCUGCCGUCCUUAUUCCAUACGCGUGGGUUCCGUGGGUCGCCGUGUUACUACUAUUGACACUGCCUCCACUCGUGUCGGGGAUCCGAUCCCGGACGGCCUUUGCCGUUCCGACCCACACCCGAACCCGACCGACGGUACGUGCGGUACCGCCUGGGGACGACGACCACCACCACCACGAAUCGGUAGCCUCUACGGAUUCGGACUACUCGGUACCAGUCUCACGGACGGCACUGGAAUGGACCGUUCAAGACUACGCACGUCGGAACAUGGUUUCCGUCCUCGUGGGUGGAAUGGUACUAGCAAUCGUGCCUGGCGUCGGUGGUGCGGGGACGGACGACAACAACAACAGUAACGCGGACAACGAAAGUUUCGCUUCCAUUGCGUCCCGGGCCAACGUCAUGUCCAAAAAGGCCGCCAGUGAAUUGCCCGCCACGGCCAGUGGAGUCCGCGCCACCGACCAGACCUGCUACGACUUUAGUCUCCCCGUGGCCGGCCUCGCGGUGCCCAUGGCGACGCUCAUUAAUCAGGUCUUUUAUGACAGUAACAGCGACGAGGCCCGCGACGGCGAAGCCGUCAAAGUCAAGGCCAUUGUGGUCGUUAACAUUAAACAAGACGACCCCGUGGCCCGAAAAACCAUUCCGGAACUCAUCUCCCUCGCCACCAAAUACUCCGGUCGCGACGGCACCGGCGCCGUCGCCAUUGUCUGUUGCCCCACCGAUCAGGGAUACUACGAACCCGACACGUCGGCCCUCCUCCGGCUCAAACUUGGGGCCGAGUACGGAUACGGUAUUAACCCGGCCACCAUCGUCACGGACAAGGUCAAUUUGCUCGGCACCGGAGCGCAUCCCUUUUGGCGUUGGCUCCAAUCCACCAGCCGGACUCCGGCCGGUUUGGGACGCAUCGAAGGAAAUUUCGAAAAAUUCCUGAUUGACGGUCGCACCGGCUUGCCCGUCCGGCGGUACCCACGCAAGUACGCUCCACUCAAUCUGCAGGACGACGUCGAAGCCCUCAUCGCCACCCGACCCCUCCCGCCCGCCAAAGCCAACUUUCUCGAAGCCUGGCGAGCCGCCGCCGCCGAGGCCGAACGUGAUACCUACCGAUUCGAAAAAGGACUCAACGUCUUUGAUCAGUAA
This is a messenger RNA of Phaeodactylum tricornutum CCAP 1055/1, 1232 nucleotides long. RefSeq lists its product with no specific name. Gene Ontology annotation, biological process: response to oxidative stress. NCBI's taxonomy places the organism in Eukaryota, Bacillariophyta, Bacillariophyceae, Surirellales, Neidiaceae. Bases 81 to 1232 code for a protein of 383 amino acids. The transcript has a single exon. The record is from RefSeq and is a predicted model, not a curated record. Gene Ontology annotation, molecular function: glutathione peroxidase activity.